Molecule: messenger RNA, 834 nt
Organism: Aspergillus puulaauensis
Lineage: Eukaryota; Fungi; Ascomycota; Eurotiomycetes; Eurotiales; Aspergillaceae
Exons: 2
Coding region: 1-834 (277 amino acids)
Source: RefSeq, a predicted model, not a curated record
AUGAAAUCACCAAUAUAUCUCCUCUCCUCAACUUCAUCCCUCUACAUUGCCGUCGAGGUCUGCCUUUACGCAGUCUCCGGUCAUGCUAAAACUGCCACGUUAACUGACGCUCCUGGAUACGAAUCCCAACGACCAUGCGCAAAGAGCUGCUACGCGAUGGAUUUGUAUGACGGCCCAGCCAGAGAGGCAUAUCAAAUCGACUGCGCGUACCAAUCCGCCGUCGAGAACGAAUGCAUCUGUCGCUCCGAUAUGCAGGCCAACGCAGUCUCCUACCUCAAGGACUGUGUCUCGUCAGACUGUGAGAAGGGCCACGACGUCACAGUGGCCCUAGACCUCUACAACGAUUACUGUACCGGCGCUGGCUUUACCGCAGAGACCCAGACGCCCUCUACAACUAGUAGCUCAGGUACGCCGGACCCCCCGCCAACUGUGACUGUUACAGUGGUGGAGACUGUCUUCUUGGGUGCUGCCGCGAGACUGCGAAUCCCUUUACUGCAUCAGCUGCAGGCUUUACCGGUGCUGGCUGACAAUGAAUCACAAUCCGAAUCUACCACUGAGCAGCCACCCAACUCAGAGGAAGAGACUUCCUCAACAAGCACCGAUACCGAGGUCGCGCCAACAACGACAGACCAUGGACCAUCAGCCAGCCCAACUGAAGAGAGCCAUAAUACCAUUAUUAGCCCUGGUGGAGGAGGCGGAGACAACGGCUUGGACGCAGGUGAGAUUGUGGGCAUUGUGGUAGGCAUUCUUGGUUUUUUAGCCACAUCGACGGCGGUUUACUUCCAAUAUAAGACGCACAAACGAAAGAAGGCGGCGCUCUCUGCAUCGGCGUAG